AAUCAGUUCAUAUCUAUGAGCCAUUUGAUCCACUAUCAAUAUUCCGUAGCAAGCUAUACAUAACGUAGAUUGCACGUUUGAUGCAUUUGAGUGAAUUUUGUCGCAUCUAAACGGAGACGCUCUUGGUCAAACUGCACAAAUAUAACAUUAUUGCUUAAUUGUUGAGGAAGAUGAAGUGUAUGAAUCUUCACUGUGAAGGUUCACUAGUGUUAUUCCAACCAUUUCUCUUUACACUCAAUCCUGAUAAGGAUCAUGUCUCGUCCUGUCUGUCAAAGGUCAGUGAUGUGGAAAUAUAUAUAUAUAUAUAUAUAUAUAUAUAUGGAAACGCACAGCUUAAUGAUGUAUUGAGACAGCAGAUAAAUAUGCAUCAACAUCCUAUCACGAACACUAACAGGGAUGUAUUUAUUCUUGACAUAUAUCUAUUUGGGUCAAAUCAUAUAUUAGUGUUCACUCUCAAUGCAUGUAACGAAAUAUAUUCUGCAAUAAAGAAGCAAAAACAAUUGGUUUUGUUGUCUUUUUGGUCAAAGCAAUACGGCGGCAUCUGGUUCCGGAUUCUGAUUGGUCAGAAGGUGUUGGUUGGUAGUCUAUAGUGGUAGUAAGUGUAGUGUAGCUGUAACAGGGUUCAAGGUUCAGAGGUGUGGGUGUGUUGCUAUAUAAGAUACCAUCCGUAGUAUCUUUAGCUCACUUAUCAUACCUUCCAUGUUGCCAUCACUGGAGACUUGUCUUCCUUUUCUGCUAACAUUAUAUCAGGCUCCAGGAAGUUUUUACAUACAAGAAAGCUGAAUUUCUAGUCCUCUGUCGUCAGAAGGAAAUCAUUCAUGGAUCCAGCCAAGAGCGUGGCUCCGGAGGUCCAGGGUAUGGUGAUGAAACCGCUCGGAUGUCCAUCCGGGCUGGAGUACUUAACACAGAUCGACCAGCUUCUCAUUCAGCAGAAACUGGAGCUGGCUGAAAUUAUUAUAGGAUGGGAAUCCAGAAACAAGUACCUGGUGAAGAACACGCUCGGGCAGCAGAUCUUCUAUGUGGCCGAGGAGAAUGAUUGCUGCACCCGGAACUGCUGCGGACCGAUUCGCUCCUUCGUCCUCCACAUCGAGGACAACACGGGGCAGGAGGUGAUCCGGAUCACGAGACCGCUACGCUGCGACAGCUGCUUUUGCCCCUGCUGUCUGCAAGAGCUUGAGGUUCAGUCUCCUCCAGGCACUCCCAUCGGGUACGUGGUUCAGAACUGGCACCCCUGCUUACCCAAGUACACCAUUCAAAACGAGAACAAGCAGGACGUCCUGAAGAUCGCUGGACCUUGCUGGACCUGUAAAUGUUGUUCCGAUGUGAAUUUUGAGGUUUUGUCACUGGACGAAUCGCAGGCCGUGGGCCGCAUCAGCAAGCAGUGGACAGGCAUCUUCCAAGAGGCUUUCACGGACGCUGACAAUUUCGGGAUCCAGUUCCCUAUGGAUCUGGAUGUUAAGAUGAAGGCUGUUCUUCUCGGAGCUUGUUUUCUCAUCGUAAGCAUCAACAUGUCCUGUUUUUGUUUUGUUUUCUCCUGUUAAAAAUGCCCUUUUCACUUUAACUCCAUCUAACUGUUGUAUUGCUUUGUUAGGACUUCAUGUUCUUUGAGCAUAAUGAAUAAGAAAAAACAAAUCUGAGCCAAAAAAGGUGUGUAGGUUUUGACUGUUUCUCUGACAGAAAAUUUAGAUCUUGUUUACUUUUUUUCCCAUUUUAACUCCUGUUUCUUUUGCAGUUUUUCGCCGAUGUGAGGCAUCCACGCUCCGGCUCUUUAGGAAAAUUAAUAUAUACUGGAUAGAAAUCUCUCUUAGUAA
Molecule: messenger RNA, 1811 nt
Organism: Hemibagrus wyckioides
Lineage: Eukaryota; Metazoa; Chordata; Actinopteri; Siluriformes; Bagridae
Product: phospholipid scramblase 1-like
Exons: 6
Coding region: 819-1541 (240 amino acids)
Biological process (GO): plasma membrane phospholipid scrambling
Cellular component (GO): plasma membrane
Molecular function (GO): phospholipid scramblase activity
Source: RefSeq, a predicted model, not a curated record